CCGUGCCCCAGCAGAACCAGGGUGUUACCCCAGUCGACCCAGAAAACGCCCCCGGAAAACGCAGCGAAUUGGAGCCCAUUCAAGGAGGAGACAUUGCGAACUUGCCGUCUGAGACAGCAGGAGAACCCUCAGCAGAAAAUGGAGGAAAGGUGCGAUUGCUAAAGGGUGAUGGUGAGGGUGAAGAGGACGCGGGCGAUGUAUCAAUGGGAGAAGGAGCCGACGAAGAGGCAGAGUCUGGGGACGAAAACGAUGAUGUCGAAGACCCUGCACAGUUGGAAGCUACUCGCCUUCGUUUGGAAGACCAAGCGCGCAAAUACUUAGCCGCACAGACACACGACGUCGUUAUCCCAUCUUAUUCUGCGUGGUUCGAGAUGUCAAAGAUCCAUCCCGUUGAACGACGCGCGCUACCCGAGUUCUUCAACUCGAGAAAUAGAUCCAAAACUCCCGCCAUCUAUAAAGACUAUCGUGACUUCAUGAUUAAUACCUACCGCUUGCGACCUACAGAAUACCUCACCGUCACCGCUUGUCGAAGAAACCUGGCUGGAGACGUCUGCGCUAUCAUGCGCGUGCAUGCUUUUCUCGAGCAGUGGGGUUUAAUCAACUAUCAAAUCGAUCCCGAAGCGCGUCCUGCAGCAUUAGCGCCUCCAUUUACUGGUCACUUUCGUGUCAUUCUUGAUACUCCACGGGGACUGCAAUCGUUGCACCCUGGGAGUCGUCCAUCAAAUCAUCCUGCUUCCACGGUAAAUGGAGCACCAAAACCACCUACGUCAGGUCCCGCAUCUCUCGAGAUACGCAAUUCUAUCUAUCAAACUACCUCCAAAGCUUCUCGCUCUGUCACAGCCGCAGAAGCCUCCACACUUGCCAAUGGUGUUUCUACUAAAGGCAACAUGUCGUAUCAGUGCGACACCUGUGGUACAGACUGCACGUCUGUUCGCUACCACUCACUGAAAGUAAAAGAUUUCGAGCUAUGUCAACCAUGCUAUCUCGACGGCAGAUUUCCAUCCACUAUGUUUAGCGGUGACUUUGUCAAACUUUCAUCAAAUCCCCGUGGUGUAAGUCAUGGUAGUGACGACGACUGGACGGACCAAGAGGUCCUCUUACUUCUGGAGGGUAUCGAGAUGUAUGACGAUGACUGGAACCAAAUUGAAGACCAUGUGGGUACUCGCACAGCACAGCAGUGCAUACGCAAGUUCUUGGAACUGCCAAUAGAAGACCCUUAUGUUGCUACUGAGGGUGAAAUGGGUCCUCUACGUUUCGGACGCAUUCCGUUCGAACAGGCUGAUAACCCUGUUAUGAGCGUCGUGGCCUUCCUUGCAGGCGUUGUUGGCCCAGGAGUGGCAGCUGAGGCUGCUAAGUCAGCCCUUCAUGAGCUGACUAGUGGAGAAUCCAAGGAAGCAGAUAAAGAAGCACCAGCUCAGGAAACAUUGGAACAAAAAGAAGGUGAAACUGGUGCAAGUGAAAAGCAGCCAGACGCAGACGGCGACACCCCAAUGGAACAGUCGCUCGAGAAAGAUGUUUCGGUCUCCCAGCGUGGGCAAUCGUCAAGUAAGACUGGUUCGCCAGCCCCACCGCCAGAAGGCAUGGCAGUUGACUCUACUCCAUCCAAAAAAUCAACACCAAUGAUUCCCCAAUCCAAAGUUGUACGAGCAGCUCACUUAGCGCUCAAGUCGUCGGCGAAAGCUGCACAAACUUUGGCAGACGCGGAGAAUGUUCACAUUCGGUCCACACUUGCUUCUCUCAUCAAGCUGACUUUGACGAAACUUGAGCUGAAGAUGACGCAGUUCGAGGAGCUCGAGGAAAUAUUAGAGGAUGAGCGGAAGGGUCUCGAGAGUGCACGAAUGGCGCUUGUCAACGAGCGCGUUAACUUGAAGCGAAUGCUUGAUACCGUGCGCAUGGAACUUACGAAGAAUAAUUCCACCACUGUUCCCCCCGCUGUUGCCCAAGCUAACUUGGGUACUACUGGUCAGGGCACGUCGAUGAACGAAGUACCACCAGAGACACCGCUAGAUGCCGAUACAGGGCCUGUAAGUGAUGGCAACUUUGCUCAGUUAACUUGACGGGAGGGUUAUUCUACUUUUACUUGUUGUCGAUAGCUAUCUUUGACGCGCUUGUAACUUUAUACAUUUGCGCCCUCAAUUCGGGGUAGUAAUAAGUUGUAGUGACGUGAAGACGACAAACAGUUUCCUAGUAGGGCGUCUAAACCCAGCCUAUACAAGUACAUCAGGUUGUUUCCUUGUUGAAACUUGUAACCUGGAACCUUUUACAUUC
Molecule: messenger RNA, 2268 nt
Organism: Serpula lacrymans var. lacrymans S7.9
Lineage: Eukaryota; Fungi; Basidiomycota; Agaricomycetes; Boletales; Serpulaceae
Exons: 3
Coding region: 204-2057 (617 amino acids)
Biological process (GO): positive regulation of DNA-templated transcription
Cellular component (GO): SWI/SNF complex
Molecular function (GO): histone binding; zinc ion binding; DNA binding
Source: RefSeq, a predicted model, not a curated record